Molecule: messenger RNA, 7175 nt
Organism: Mya arenaria
Lineage: Eukaryota; Metazoa; Mollusca; Bivalvia; Myida; Myidae
Product: NACHT domain- and WD repeat-containing protein 1-like
Exons: 13
Coding region: 300-4934 (1544 amino acids)
Molecular function (GO): protein binding
Source: RefSeq, a predicted model, not a curated record
UCCAAUACCCUUAUAUACAUGUAUUAAUAUUUAACUAGUACAUUGAGAUAUAAUCCAUUUAUUGUAGAAAAUAAGCUAGGAAUUGAAGGACGUGUUUACAAAUUCAUGAAUUUAUUGUGCGCAUUUAAUUUGCUUAGAGCUUUCAAAAGGAAAGGAAUUUUAAGUUCGACAAGACUAUUACUUAAACAACACAAAUAUAGUGCUUUAUUAAUAUUUCUGCCUCAAAACAUAUAUGGACUUUAACAUUAAAACGUUUUUAUUCUCGUCUGCUUAACUGGUCAGAAAAAAAACGCGACAAAAUGUUUAAGGCGUUCAAAUCAGACGACAGCGAGGAAGAGUUGCCAUGGUUACAAGCGUUGGACGCCGUGGAAGGAAUGGAAUUGUGGGAUAGUAGGUCACGUGAAGAGCGCGAGCCAUGGAAGUACUAUUUGAAGCAAGCAGACGACAUUCUUGCGAAACCGAGAUCUUCAAUUCCGGAGGACGUAGUCUCAGCCGUACUAUCGGGCGACCUUGGGACAUUGGAUCUUAGCAGCAUACCUAGCGCUCAACCUCGAGUGGUUGUCUUUGUUAGUUCAACAUUCACUGAUACAAAGGCCGAGAGGAAUCAGUUAAUGAAAGAUGUUUACCCCUUCCUCCGAACGCUCUGUCGACGGCUUGGCGUUGAGUUUGGAACAGUCGACAUGCGCUGGGGGGUUACUGACGAGGCUACAAGCGACCACAGUACCGUCAACAUGUGCGUUUCCGAGAUACACAGAUGCGUUAAAGACAGCAUCGGGCCAGCCUUCCUGUGCUUGCUUGGGCAUAAAUAUGGCUACCGACCACUUCCGGCAGCGAUUGACCAAUCAGAAUUUGACACGAUGAAGGAGCAAAUGGAAAAGGCGGGAAAAGACACGCGCCUUUUGGCGGAGUAUUACAAGUUGGAUAGGAAUGCGGUUCCUGCAGAAUAUGUGCUAAAGAAUCAAGAACCUUCGAAUAAAAGCUGGUGGCCGGAUGUGGAAGCUAUGCAGAAAGCUCUACGCGAGGCAUCCGUCUCUUGUUUUGGCGCCAAAAGUCCCGUCUGCGACAAGUACCACGUAUCUGUAACGGAAACGGAAAUUCAAAACGGCGCCUUCCUAAAUGAGCGGCACGCAGAGCAGACGUCAUUCAUUCGCCGGGACCUUAAGAAUUACAAUUCCGAUUUCCAUCUCAACAGGAAAAUCACAGAUUUAGUCGACGGGAAAGUCGACCCCUAUGCUGCAAAGAUGCUCGACAUGUUACGACAACAGAAAAUACCGUCCCAGACAUCAAAGGCCCCUAUGUUUUCUAUCCAAUAUGAUUCGGCAAAAGUAAAGCAGGCGUCUGAAUGCACACGGAUCGUUUGUGACCAAGUAUGCAAAACGCUUGCGGAUGGAAUACUUGACAGCUACGAAAAGCGUCUGCACAUUAAAGCGGAUCGUGUAUUUCAGGAAGUUGUUCAACAUCGCGCGCAUGCGCAAGAAAAAAGUAGCAUGUUUGUAGGACGGGAAAUAGAGAUCGCUAGAAUCAUGGAAUACGUUCGAUCUUCAUCAAAUUUACCAUUAGUUGUCCAUGGCCCUUCCGGCUGUGGCAAAACGGCAUUGAUGGCAGUCACGGCUAAAAAGGUCAAGGACGCAAUUAGCCAUGGUGUGCUGGUUUUACGAUUCUUGGGGACCACUGGACAGUCCGCUUCAGCGCGUCUGCUCCUUUACAACAUAUGUCAGCAGAUUACUCGAGUUUACGGACAGAAUGCUGACAAUAUUCCGACGGCGUAUAAAGAAUUGAUCGUGUAUUUUAGGACCUGCUGCGCGUAUGCAACUUCUGACAAGCCGUUGGUGAUUAUACUGGAUUCACUGGAUCAGUUGUCCAAUGAAGAUUUCGGACAGAAUCUUAGCUGGUUGUCGCUCUCGGAAGUGCUACCGGAAAAUGUGAAGAUGAUAGUUUCGUCACUUCCGGUUAGGACGUUGGAUAUUCUCAAGACAAACCUGCAGAAUGCUGAGUGCUUUCUUGAAGUCAAGCCACUUGCCCUCCAUGAGGGCCCAGAGGUGAUGAAGCUCAUGUUGGGUGCUAAGAAAAGGACCGUCACUGAGGAUCAAUUAAAGCUCAUCAUGACCGCUUUCAAGAAAUGCCCUCUGCCGCUAUUUCUGCGAUUAGUGGUCGAUCUGGCGUUACAAUGGCGCUCAUUUGACACCAUAGAUUCGACCGUCAUUGCAGAUGACAUGGUUGGCUUGAUUGACCGUCUGUUUGAUCGUUUAGAAGGCCGAUAUGGAAGAUUGUUCGUGUGUCACGCGCUGGCGUACAUUACGGCCGCCAAGAGCGGGUUAUCAUUCGUUGAGCUAGAAGAUAUCCUAUCUUGCGACGAUGAUGUUUUAGAUGCCAUCUUCAAAUGGUGGGUUCCCCCUUUCCGGCGCCUCCCUCCGCUCCUAUGGGCGCGUGUGCGGAACGAGCUGGGAUCUUAUUUAGCGGAGCGAGGGACGGACGGAGUAAGCGCUUACGGCUGGUAUCAUCGGCAGUUUUGGGAAACGGCAGAGAGGCGCUACCUUCAGACAGGCUUUGGAGAUGACCCAAAACCAUUUGCCCAGAAAGCUCAUUUAGCGAUUGCUGAUUAUUUCGAGGGAAAAUGGGCCAAUGGAAAGCCAUAUAAGGGUAAAGAUGGCGUGGAAAAAGUUGAGGAUCGCAAAAUUCCUAAACAACCUUUUGUUGUUGGCGGGUCGCGGGAUGUUGGACGGCAGUUGAAUGAACGAAAGCUUGCAGAACUGCCGUAUCAUUUGAUAAAACUACAAGACUGGGAAAGAUUUAAAAAGCUUGCACUCGACUUAAGGUAUAUCGAAGCAAAAUUCGAAGCUGACGACGGGUACAUAUGCUUAAGUGAGCUGAUCGAAGCUACAAAACUCUCUAAAAGUGACGAAAUCAAGCAGAUGACUCGUUUCGUCGGCGCAAGUUUGGGAUUCCUUGCUCGCGAGUCGGUGGGUGUUUAUCAGAUGGCAUCACAACAGGCAUCUGGCAGCCUCAUCCGGCGACUCCUAGUGGACGUUGGCACCGACGAACAACCGCGGACACUCCUAAGAAGCUUGGAGGAGGUGUCGUUCGAGGAUCCUUGCGAGAUGACGCUGCACGGACAUACAGGGUCGGUUCGCUGCUGCGACUUCUCCCCGGCCGGCGACUUGAUCGUUUCUUCCUCGGAUGAUUGUACAAUGAGGAUCUGGGAUACGACUACUGGGGCCGAAAUUGUUACUGUGACAUCACUUCCGGCCCCUAUUUUCCCCGACCCUGAAGAGAAUCCCCAGCAGCUUAUGCUACAUGCGGUCAAUCCCUGCUGCUUCUCUCGCAAUGGUGACGUCAUUGCAAGCGGCACAGAGCUUGGUGACGUCAUGUUGUGGGACAAAUCGGGCGUUCAGCUGAAUCACGUUAAGACGGACAAGCGAGCGGUUUCUUUCAUUCAAUUCUCCCCUGACAACCGUCACAUAGCAACGGCGUUCAAAUAUGGGCACCUGUCGAUCUGGAACGCACGUGACCUAAGUCACGUGGUCACGCGCGACCUAGAUUGGUUCGAGGUUACCGGCCUUGAUUACUCCCGGGAUGGGUCAAAACUGGCUGUUGUUCUUACGAAUGGCCUUAUGACAUUCAAUACCAAGGAUUAUUCCGAGCUGUCCAAAGUGCAGGGGACUUGUCAAAACUUGUGCUGUCAGUUUUACCCCGACGGAACUCAGAUAAUGACGGGAGGUGACAACAGCGCUGUGACAAUCUGGGACGCAAACAAUGGGACUAUUUCUUCGAGGCUUAAGGGAAUAAAGAACCAACACACCGCUUGGAUAUGGUCAAUCAAGUUUGACACUACCGGUAAACACAUGUUCACGUGUUCGUCCGACCGUUCGAUGAAAAUCUGGAGACUUGCGGACGAAGGGGUGUGGUCUGUAUUGAAGACAGUUGCCGGACAUUCUCACCGCUUCUGUAUGUCUUCAAUAGAACCAGGGCUGGAAAGUAAAUUGGUCACCUGUUCUUUGGAUACGUCGUUGCGCGUCUGGGACAUGAAGACGCUUCUCGAGGGCGCCACGCCGCCCGUCGGCAAAGGCCACUACCUCGUGUGUGAAUGGUCAGGCCGCUACCUCGCGACCGCCCAGGGGUGGAUGCACCAGUGCAAUGUGGUCGACGGGGACAACAUUUUGGGCUCAACAGAAAAGCACGUGGGGUUCGUGCGCCAGGCUCGCUUCCUUCCUGACCAGUCCGGUCUACUGGUGCUUGAUCAUGGUCACUCAGGCGAUUACAGGCACGGAGCGGAGAAGGACGCAUGCGUCAGACUUGUGUCAAUUCCUGAUCUUGGGACGGUCGGGCUAGCGGAAGUAGAUGCACCAACGUCCAUCACGUGCACGGAUAAGUACAUUAUAGUCGGAACAUUAGACGGUGAGGUAGCUGUGUUCGAGCACGACUUGAAGCCUGUGUGCAAAAGAAAGUUACCAAAGGGGAAGCCGAUCACGCGGUUGGCGGCGCACGGGAGCUGCGUGGCCGCCGCCACCGACUCACCUCCGGAGUGUGUAUUGUUGACCGUCAAGAAAAACAAACUCGUUGAAACUCAGACGGACGGUCAUCCUGUUGUUCACGUGACGUCAUCUUGUAAUGCCCUAGAAUUCUCGAAAGACGGGACAUAUUUCGUUUACGGUUCGUCAGCUCAUGACGUCAUCAUCUGGGAAAUAUCAGCGAAGGGCGCAACUUUGAUGAACACCCUCACAAGUCACCAUUCGUACAUCAUGGACGUCAAAUUUUCCCCGACCGGAAGAUACAUGCUAUCGUCAUCUGCAACGGAUUUACGAGUCUGGGAUGUACACGAGGGGUUCCGAAUGGUGUGUGUUUACUACGCACCUGUCAAUUGUGCCGCGUUUGUGGAAGAUCACGUGAUCUUGGGAGGGGAGGCGACUGGCAACCUUCUUCAAUUGAAGUUUUAGUCGUUUUGUGAUCAAUUCAAAAUCAUUUAACAAUGACGGGUGGGUUAAGGUUUUAACAUGUAUGCUUCAAACAUGAAAUGUCAAUUGACCUUUUGGUUGACGAUGGCGUAAAUUAUAUGACGUCAUGAUGCUCAGUGUGUUGUCAUAACUGUUUUAUUUGAAUUUGCAUGUACCCAGCAAACAUUUUAUAUCGGCCACUUCAUCGGCCCGACAUCGGAAUUUACAUCGGGCCGAUGUCGGAUGUGCAACACGGCUCGACAUCGGGCCGAUGUCGGCAUAUUUUUAAUAGCCGAUAUUUAGCCAGCAUGAUGCCGAUAUCCUUCCUAUUUCGUCCCUAUUCUUAUACAGAUGGAUUGUCAUGCUCGAUGACAACAGAACAUGAUAGUUAAACACAAGAUUUUGUCUUGGUUUAUCUUCUGAGAAAAAAAAAAUAAUGCAGAGAAAAACAGCCGUAAACCUACAUGCAUAUUAUAUACUCACAAAUUACUACAUAAGAAAAGAAGCUAUUUGAUCUUAUAAUUUUUUAUUAUUAUUAUCAUUGCUAUAAAUAUUUAAACAAUUGGAUUAUCACAGAAUGUGGAUAAUACCCCUGAACAGUAUUAUCAAAAUGUUCAAGUUAUAAUACAAAGACAUGCCAUAAUACACACAGGCUGUUACUGUAUAAAUAAACAAAAUACGACUUGAAAUAAAAGUUAUUUCAUUUAACAAUACUUAAGCUAAAGCUACUGCAUUAAACAUUAAGCGUUUUUAACAUAGUAUUGUUUUGUUUUUUCAUCCCGGUGUUCCAAGGAUGCACUCAGAUAUUUGCGCCUGCCUCAUUUCCCUCCCACCAUUUCUGUCCGACGCUGUCUUCAUCCAGGCGGCAUUUGUCGCUCGCAACUCUAACUGUUGUGAGAAACGAUGGAAUUUCACGACACCCUCUGGAAUAAUUGCAUGUUCUGUUAAUACAUCUAUAUAUAUAUAUAUAGGUGGAGAUAGGUCUUUUUCAGGAUAUGGGUAUUUACAAAAUGCAUUUACAAGAACAUGGUAUUCUUAAUUUUAAUUGGGUUUUUGUUAAUGUUUUUUUUUUGGUUGUUUGUUUAAAAUUUGCCUACAUCCCUUCGAAUAUUUCUGGGGGGAUUAUAUACCUGAAAUGCUUGAAACAAAGGUAAAUAGCGGUUUAUACCUGUAGAGAUUGUGCAACUGUUUGGGGAUCUUAUAGAAACUGUUGUGAUGCCUGCAGAACAGUCCUGCCAUUGCCACUGUCACCUUCAAAUGCCUUGGUGGUGUUGUCACUGACAUUUAUUCAUCUUCAUCGGAUUAAACAAGCUUCCUCUGAAAUGCAUCACAUUUUGUUACAGUUACAAAUGCAUUGGUCGGUUAUCCUGAUCAUUCUCCCUUUUAGGUAAAUUAAAGGUUGGCAUAGUCAACCUGCUUUUUCUUAAGUGUGAAAUAGCCUAAAUGACAUGCUUUUUAUCAAUAUUUUCGGCCCGAUAUUGGCAUAUUUAUAAAAUGUUUUUGUCCAUAAUAAAAACAAAAGCUAUUGUUUAUGUUAUCAUGUUCAAACAUUCAAAUUUAAUUAAUAAAGUAUUAUUACAUAUACAUUGUUUCAGUCAUUAUGCCAAUAUUGGGCCGAUGUCGGGCCUAUAUCGGCAAAAACUGGCCGAUAUGCCGAUAUUCAGCCGACAUCGGCCCGAUAUGGUCAUGUUUGCUGGGUAUUAUUGAUAGAUAACUGUGUGUCAAAUUAUUAUUUAUUUUUUAAGAAUAUUGUUCAAAUAUCGUUUAUCUUUCCAUAUCACACUAUAUUGAUUAGAUGACGACAGCUAAAUGUAUAAAGCAUUUAAAAUGUUUCCACAUGUCAUCUCUUUGCUAGUUUGUUCAUUUAAAUAACUUGUUUGGAUAAAAGAAAUUUUAGGGUAAAUAUUAGUUUAAACAUUAUGUAUUUUACAACGAUUGUGAGAAAAGCUAUGAUAGCUUAUUCUAAGUCACUGUCGUUCGCACGAUGUUGCGCGAGAGUGUGGUCUUAUGUUGUGGGGGAAACCGGAGUAUCCGGAGAAAACCCACUUGUCCGGCUUGGUCACCACUAACUGAGGGUAAAUAUUGACCAUACAAUACAUGUUGUGUAUAACUUUGACUAAACUAUUGGACUAACCAGUUUUAUAAUGCAAUUGGAUCUUGUUCUUCAAAGGUCCGUAUAUUUUCUUUUGAGUCUUGUGUGUAUUUAUAUAAUUUGGUAUAUUUUGAAUAAAGAUAAUUCGUUUA